AUGAUUUCGUUGGACCGAUCAAGCCAGCAGGAAUGGGAGAUACUUCUUAGAACUCGUCGAACUCCUGCGAAUCACAUUAAUCUCAAGCUCGCUUUCGACCGAGACUUACACUUCUUCCACUCUCGACCUUCCGCUUGCCAACGAGCGCAGAGCCAGCUUGUCGCACUUGGCCCAAGAACUUAUUUUGAUACUGCUCAUGGGCUUGCUGGGUUUGUCGUGCUGCAGUGGACCGCAUACGGACGCGCUUUGUUCCACGUCGCCUUUGGACCGCGUAUCGAGGCCACGCGCAAGAUCCUUUUGGAGUCUUUCUUGGAAUGUCGGAGAUGUCCUGCGCAGACCGCAUCACUCUGUCGGCAUAAAUUGUGCCAGACUUCGAUAUCCCGAAGGCGCUUACCGAGCCGCAAGGCUGAGACUGUGAGUGAUCGGCCAAGCGAGAUCUCAGGUGCCUUAGGCUAUAUUCGCAUCGGUGUGGUUCUUCUGCGUUCCAAAGUAUAUAUUGGAUAUGCUUGUCCAAUCAAGAGACUCGUAUAUGAUCGAGCUUACUCGUGGUCCUCAGGCUUACCAGCAGCCUCAUUUUCUGAGCUGAGGACGUUCUCAAAAAUGAAAUCUCUUCAAUCAUACAACAACAUACCUACCACUGUCAGCCUUGCAUACCUGCCAUACUGUCGGCACAACUGCCACACAAUACAACUACAACUUGCAUCACAUCAACAAUCAAGAACUGAUCACUGUCCGAUCAAAGCCCUCUCAAAAGCAACCGCAAGGCUGAUCGCAGAUCAAAAAAUCCACACCCAAGACAAAAUGCCUUCAUCACAGCAGAAAGCAACCCGCAAGGCUGGCAAAAUGGCCAAGGCCUUCUUUGGCAUCAUCAACAAGUCAACUCGCGGCAUCUCGGCGAUAUAUGACAAAAUCCAUCGCGCUCCAGUCGACGCGUGCACACCAGAUACCACGACCCAAAAGUCGCGACUGCACGUGAGGGGACCGAAGCCGAGGCCAAGACAAAAAUUACAAGCUCCAGCACCCGGAGCAGCUCCAAGUAUCGCGAAAGAGAAAAGCUUUGCGAUUGAAAAUCGUCCCGGCCAUCGGCCAGCUCCGGAAGCAAGCGAGACUCCUCAAAAUCCCAGACGAGGUAAUCAGCUGGAUGUGAUUCGCGAUGAAAGUCGGAUUCGCAAAAGCUUCAGAGAAGAGGCCAGCAGUCCUGACUGGUCAAUCCACAUCCCAAGAAGGAGACCUCAUGGAUACCAGGAGUAUUCUCGAAAUAGCGCAUGUGUGCCGCCUCUCGAUACUAGUCGCAAGCAGUCAAGUGUCAUGCCAUCUGCGGAGUCGGCCAGAAUACAACAGUCUGUUGCGACUUACCCCGGUGGGCAGGCGCGGGUUAUCACAGUCAUUCGCAGUGACCCCAGCAGGCGUAGCGGGUGUCGCAACUCCUCACGUAGAGGACAGUACCACGAGGAAAAUACACCUUUGUCGUAUUCCCUCUCACUGCAACAAUACCACCUACGCGCUUUUGCAAAGCAGGUCCGUAUUGUUAAACCAUUCGUGCCGACCGAGAACGAGAAGAGCCGUAUGGGCCGCGUAAACCAUCGCGUGCGUAUCAGGCGAGCGCCCAGCGUCCAGUCGCACAAGGCAAUUAUCCUCACUGAAGAGGCAUUAGAGGAGGACAACGCAGUCGCAGCUCCAGUGGACGAAUAUUCUCCAGUCAGCGUUGAACAGCGCUGCAACGAUUUUCUGGACAAGCUUGAAGCCGACGCCAGACCAGACCAGCCAGAAAACGAGGCUAUUGAGACAUCGCAACCAGGCGGCAAUAGGACAGACAAAGAUCCAUCACCAGACCGAGGAGGCCAGCAAUCAAGGUCUCAGAGUCCGAGAGACCAAAUCGAGGCAGCUGAAACAGAAAAGAGCGAGCUCCAGCUUAUACCCACAGCCAAGGACUCUGUUCUUGAGGAGGGCUGGUCAUCCGAUUUGCUCGACUUGCUGAAGGAGGAAAAGAGCCGCUCCGACGGACUGGUUCAAGCUCCGCUGGCAGGAGCGCGGCAGACCAGUCUGAUUCCGGGGAGGAGGAGCUCGGAAGUCGAGGAGAACGACUUGAGUGGCGACAGCUUUGGCAAGCAACAGCACUCAGAACAAAGAAUACAUCGACACGAUUCAACGCAGCUGCAAGGAUUGUUGCAGCCGAAGCGAGGCUACGAAGUUCGGGCAGUGCAAGAUCCGAGAUAUCCUCGUGUGGUAUCAUUGGAAAGGAGGGUCACUAAUCCAGACGUGGCGUCGGAAGAAAGACCGGCUUGGACGAAGAUCGGACAUCAUGCGAUAUUAUCGUCGUGGCAGCAGCAGACUGAGCCCAAGACAUGGAUGAGGUCUAGGCAGCCUAGCUAUGAUGUUAGCGGAAUGCAUACGCUGCCGAAAUCAAGGGCAGAUAGUAUGGCGAAUUGGACCGACGGAGCCAUUGAUGCGGUGCUGAGAAGGUCUAUGGAUGGUGUAGUGGAUGGGGGACCGGGUUUGUCGUCUCAGUUACCUCCGCCAGCGUCAGAAAGGAAGGAAAGGCUAUGGGCAGAUGAAUGGAUUUCGGGAGGGAAGGGUGAAGCUGAGGGAUCUUGUGAUAAUGGCAAGAGAUAUGCCAAGGCCGUCAGAAGCAGAUUUGUGGAGCAUCUGCAGGAGAACGCAGAACUGCUGGAGAGUCUUGGAGUCGAGGGCGAGUGGAAAGCAGAGGCAGAGGUGGUCGAGGAGGAGGCAAAUAGUCCCAACACUGGUAUCGGCUGUAGCCAUGUUGCCAUUCACUACAAGCUUUUCCCAUUUUCAUGUGAUCCUCUUGGCCGUUGGUCGAUUUGGGAUGAUUUCCGUGUCGUUUCGUCGUUAGGAGUCGACUCCGAUCCCUGUUCCUUUGCCGAGGCAGACGUCAACCUGCAUGAAGACAUGAGCGAAGGCGAAGCUCGCAAACAUUGA
Messenger RNA from Pseudocercospora fijiensis CIRAD86, 2940 nucleotides. RefSeq lists its product as uncharacterized. The record is from RefSeq and is a predicted model, not a curated record. The transcript has 9 exons. Bases 1 to 2940 code for a protein of 979 amino acids. NCBI's taxonomy places the organism in Eukaryota, Fungi, Ascomycota, Dothideomycetes, Mycosphaerellales, Mycosphaerellaceae.